Molecule: messenger RNA, 1257 nt
Organism: Emiliania huxleyi CCMP1516
Lineage: Eukaryota; Haptophyta; Isochrysidales; Noelaerhabdaceae
Exons: 2
Coding region: 26-826 (266 amino acids)
Source: RefSeq, a predicted model, not a curated record
CCCAACCGCGACUGGGAGGCGUUUCAUGGUCGCACGCGUCACCACGCCGCCGCCGGUGCCGCGAAUCACCGCCGAGCCGACGCUCACUCCCAACAAAAGCGGCAAGCGGCGACCCGGCACAUUUCUGGCCGGCGCCGGCGACGACAGAAUAAAGAUGCCGAGCGACGAGAUGCUGAAGGGGGUGGUGAUGCUUGUGAAUGAGGAGGGCAGUGUGUGCCACGUGGAUGCGGAGAGUGGUGUCAUACCGAAGCGGCCUUGCGGGCCCACGGUCGGCAUGUGUGGCACGACCGGUGAGUGGUCUGUGAUCACCGGCGAUGGCGGCCGCAUACCGGUCGCAAGGGCCAUGAGCCGUUUUGAGCAGCUGCAGCGUGAGGUGGUGGAGGCGGCGCAUGCGCAGCGAGCCGCCGAGGGCGGCGCCGAGCGCACGGCGAGCCUCGAGUCGCUCGACCGCUUCAUGUCUCUCGACGACCCUCUCGACGACUCGCUGCUCGAACCGCUCGCAGCCAUCUCGAGUGGUGACGAUGGGGGCGAUGAUCCGCUACCGCACGACCCCAAGCUGCGGCCCGCCGACCUGGAGGCCUUCAGCAAGGCUGCCGCCGGUGAGUUUGAGGGCGAGUUUGACGACGUGCUCGCGCACUUUUUCGACGGGAUCUACGAGGGGUCGUCCGCCGACGACGACGCCUCCCGCUCGUCCGGCGCCUCCUCCCGAGGCUGCCCCUCCUCCCCCUCGUCGGACAGCCGGCCCAGCUCGCCGCGCCUCGAGGUCGACCCGCGCUCGCGCCACGCGCUGGCGGCGAGGCUGGCGGGGCAGACCCCGACCGCGUAGCGUAGCGUAGCGCUCGGCGAGAGCCGGCCCGGGGAGGAGGGAGGGGGGGGGGGCGGCAGUGUAGGCGUGCCGAGCAGAGCAGGGGGAGAGGAGAGGCGGGGGAGAGAGGCUGGGGAAGCGGAGAGCAGAGAGCGAGCAGAGCGAGCAGGGCGAGAGCGCGCAAGCGAGAGCGAGCGAGCGAGACGGCAUCUACGAGGAUGGCAUGGAGCAUGAGGCAUCCUACAUGCUUUGCAUGAGGAGAUAGAGGCAGGCGGAGGCAGCGCAUGCAGCCGCGUUUGGAUGGGUCGCCUCGCACAAAACAAGCGGCCCACUCCGUUUCCGCGAAAACGGACUGAACUCUUGUGGAUAGACUAGUGUUCUCUGUCUGUUUGAGGGCCCUGCGGUUGGAAUGUGUGUAUCUGUGCGCCAUGUUCAUAUUAUAGCCAUAGAAA